Thlaspi arvense is the source of this 4205-nucleotide messenger RNA. Lineage: Eukaryota; Viridiplantae; Streptophyta; Magnoliopsida; Brassicales; Brassicaceae. The record is from the annotation of a GenBank genome assembly.
AUGAAGAAAGCUUCAAUGACGAAGAGUAACGGCCUAAGAGUGAUUCUGUUUCCACUUCCACUACAAGGCUGCAUCAAUCCCAUGAUACAGCUCGCCAAGAUCCUUCACUCAAAAGGUUUCUCCAUCACCGUGAUCCACACGCGCUUCAACGCUCCAAAAGCUUCAAACCAUCCUCUCUUCACCUUCUUACAGAUCCAAGAUGGCUUGUCUGAAGCAGAGACAUCAACUCUUGAUGUCACACUACGCCUAACGCUUCUCAACCGAAGCUGUGAGCCUGCGUUUCGUGACUGUUUGACUAAACUGUUGCGAUCUGCAGAUUCAGAAACAGAGGAGGAUAAACAGAGGAUUAGCUGUUUGAUCGAUGAUUCCGGAUGGAUCUUCACACAACCCCUUGCUCAGAGUUUGAAUCUCCCGAGAUUGGUCCUUAAUACCUAUAAAGUCUCCUUUUUCCGGAACCACUUUCUUAUUCCUCAACUCCAGCGUGAAAGGUAUCUUCCAUUACAAGUUUCCGAACAAGAUGAUUCAGUAGAGGAGUUUCCACCGCUCCGAAGGAAGGAUCUUUCACGGAUUCUCGAUGCAGAAACGGAGGUACUUGACUCGUACUCGGAGAAGAUCUUGGAAACGACCAAGGCGUCUGCAGGUCUUAUAUUCGUGUCCUGUGAAGAGUUGGACCAAGACUCACUGAGUCAGGCCCGCCAAGAUUUUCAAGUCCCCAUCUUUGCGAUUGGACCUUCUCAUACCUACUUCCCGGGCUCGUCUAGUAGCUUGCUCACGCCGGACGAGACUUGCAUUCCAUGGCUAGACAAACAAGAAGACAAAUCAGUGAUUUACGUUAGUUUCGGAAGCGGCGUAACCAUCAGCGAAACAGAGCUAAUGGAGAUUGCUUGGGGUCUAAGAAACAGCAACCAACCUUUCUUGUGGGUCGUACGUGUUGGUUCGGUCAAUGGCACGAAGUGGAUCGAGACAAUCCCGGAAGAUCUCAUCGGAAGGCUUAAUGAAAAGGGGAAGAUAGUGAAAUGGGCCCCGCAACAAGACGUUCUGAAGCAUCGAGCCAUCGGAGGAUUCUUGACGCAUAAUGGUUGGAACUCGACGGUCGAGAGUGUUUGUGAAGGCGUCCCUAUGAUCUGUUUGCCAUUUUUCUGGGACCAAAUGCUCAAUGCAAGAUUCGUCAGUGAGAUAUGGAUGGUCGGGCUGCAUCUGGAGUAUCGGAUCGAGAGGAAUGAAAUCGAGAGAGCGAUAAGGAGAUUACUGUUAGAAACUGAAGGAGAAGCAAUCCGAGAAAGGAUGGAACUUCUUAAGGAGAAAGUUGGAGGAUCGAAGGAGAAAGCUUCAAUGGAGAAGAGUAAUGGCCUACGUGUGAUUCUGUUUCCACUUCCAAUACAAGGCUGCAUCAACCCCAUGAUCCAGCUCGCCAAGAUCCUUCACUCAAAAGGUUUCUCCAUCACCGUGAUCCACACGCGCUUCAACGCCCCAAACGCUUCAAGACAUCCUCUGUUCACCUUCUUGCAGAUCCCAGAUGGCUUGUCUGAAACAGAGUCAAGAACUCGCGAUGUCACGCUUCUCCUAACGCUUCUCAACCGAAGCUGUGAGUCUUCGUUUCGUGACUGCUUGACUAAACUGUUGCAAACUGCAGAUUCAAAAACAGAGGAGGAGAAACCCAGGAUUAGCUGUUUGAUCGAUGAUUCUGGAUGGAUCUUCACACAACCCCUCGCCCAGAGUUUGAAUCUCCCAAGACUGGCCUUUAUCGCAACUAAAGUCUCCUUCUUUAGAGGGCAUUUUGUUCUUCCGCAGCUUCGUCAUGAAAGAUAUCUUCAGUUACAAGAAACGGAAAUACUUGAUGCAUACCUGAGUAUGAUUUACAAUACGGUAAAAGCAUCUUCAGGUCUCAUAUUCAUGUCCUGUGAAGAGUUGGACCAAGACUCAUUGACUCAAACACGUCAAGAGUUUCAAGUCCCGGUCUUUGCGAUAGGACCUUCUCAUACCCGCUUUCCGGCUUCCUCUAGUAGCUUACUAACACCAGACGAGACUUGCAUUCCAUGGCUAGACAAACAAGAAGACAAAUCCGUGAUUUACGUUAGUUUCGGGAGCCUUGUGAGCAUCAGCGAAACAGAGCUAAUGGAGAUUGCUUGGGGCCUAAGAAACAGCGACCAACCGUUAUUGUGGGUCGUACGUGUUGGUUCGGCCAAUGGCACGAAAUGGAUCGAGACAAUCCCGGAAGAACUCAUGGAGAGGCUUAAUGAGAAGGGGAAAAUAGUGAAAUGGGCCCCGCAACAAGACGUUCUGAAGCAUCGAGCCGUCGGAGGAUUCUUGACACAUAAUGGUUGGAACUCAACGGUCGAGAGUGUUUGUGAAGGCGUCCCUAUGAUCUGUUUGCCAUUUUUCUGGGACCAAAUGCUCAAUGCAAGGUUCGUCAGUGAGAUAUGGAUGGUCGGUCUACAUCUAGAGAAUCGGAUCGAGAGGAAUGAGAUCGAGAGAGCGAUAAGGAGAUUAUUGUUAGAAACUGAAGGAGAAGCAAUCCGAGAGAGGAUGGAGCUUCUUAAGGAGAAAGUAGGAAGAUCGCUAAAACCGAGCACUUGUCUUCCUAAGGUAUACACGUGGUUGCCUCGCAAUCAGGUCAUCUUCACCGCCACGUUUUACCUUCUCAGGAAAGAAAAACAGAGAGAGAGAGAGAGAGAGAGAGAGAGAGAGAGAGAGAGAGAGGCUUCAAUGGAGAAGAGUAUUGCCCGACGAGUGAUUUUGUUCCCACUACCGUUUCAAGGCUGCAUCAAUCCCAUGAUUCAGCUUGGAAAAAUCCUCCACUCAAGAGGUUUUUCCAUCACCGUGAUCCACACGCGCUUCAACGCGCCAAAAGCUUCAAGCCAUCCUUUCUUCACAUUCUUGCAGAUCCCAGAUGGCUUGUCUGAAGCAGAUUCAAGAACUCGCGAUGUCACACUUCUCAUAACGCUUCUAAACCGAAGAUGUGAGUCUCCGUUUCGUGACUGCUUGGCUAAACUGUUGCAAUCUGCAGAUUCAGAAACAGAGGAAGAAAAACAGAGGAUAAGCUGUUUGAUCGAUGAUUCUAAUUGGGUCUUCACACAACCCCUUACCAAGAGUCUGAAUCUCCCAAGAUUGGUCCUUAAUACGACUAAAGUCUCCUUCUUUCGGAACCAAUUUGUUCUUUCUCAGCUCCGGCGUGAAAGAUAUCUUCCGCUACAAGAUUCAGAACAAGAUGAUCCAGUUCAUGAGUUUCCGCCGCUUCGACAGAAAGAUGUUUUCCGGAUUCUUGAAGAAGAAACGGAGCUACUAGAUGCGUACUUGAGUAUGAUUAACGAAUCGGUAAAGGCAUCUUCAGGUCUCAUAUUCAUGUCCUGCGAAGAGUUGGACCAAGCCUCACUGACUCAGACACGUCAGGAGUUUCAAGUCCCGGUCUUUGCGAUAGGACCUUCUCCUACCCGCUUUCCGGCUAAGUCUAGUAGCUUACAUAAACCGGACGAGACUUGCAUCUCCUGGUUAGACAAGCAAGAAGACAAAUCCGUGAUUUACGUGAGUUUUGGGAGCGUUGCAACCAUUAGCGAAACAGAGUUAGUGGAGAUUGCUUGGGGUCUAAGAAACAGCGACCAGCCUUUCUUGUGGGUCGUACGGGUUGGUCUGGUCAAUGGCAAGGAAUGGAUCGAGGCAAUCCCGGAAGAGUUCAUCGAAAAGGGAAAGAUUGUGAGAUGGGCCCCGCAAGAAGACGUUCUAAAGCAUCGAGCCAUUGGAGGUUUUUUGACACACAGCGGUUGGAACUCGACGGUUGAGAGUAUAUGUGAAGGCGUCCCGAUGAUCUGUUCGCCUUUUAUAUGGGACCAAAUGCUCAAUGCAAGGUUCGUCAGUGAGAUUUGGAUGGUGGGGCUGCACCUGGAGGGUCGGAUCGAGAGGAACGAGAUCGAGAGAGCGAUAAAGAUAUUAUUGUUAGAAACUGAAGGAGAAGCAAUCCGAGAGAGGGUGGAACUUCUUAAGGAGAAGGUAGUAAGAUCGGUUAAAGAAAACGGUUCGGCAUAUCGAUCUUUGGAUCAUCUGGUUGAUCAAAUAUCAUCUUUUUAGUAAUUACGUAAACAUGUUAUUCUAUUUAUAACAUGGCUGUCACUGUCAGAUGUCACACGACCAAUGUUUAAUUUCCCUGCACUUUUACAUUUUUGUUGACGGAAUUGUUCAGCAUGAGUUCCAAUUACCGCAAGAAUAAGGCC